Prunus armeniaca (apricot) is the source of this 780-nucleotide messenger RNA. The record is from the annotation of a GenBank genome assembly. NCBI's taxonomy places the organism in Eukaryota, Viridiplantae, Streptophyta, Magnoliopsida, Rosales, Rosaceae.
AUGAAAAGCAACUUCAACAGCCUUGCCCACGCGCCGCCACACGCGCCGGCAGCGCGUGGGUGUGUAGAGAAUUUCCGGCGACGGAAAAUCUCCACACCAACGCUCACCCUUCCUACCCUAGCUUCUUCUCAAGGUCAGGAUCACUUUAUUCAACUACCACGAGGUCCAAUUCGCACGGGAACUGGCCGGAAUUUCAAAUUGAAAACCGGCCAAAACCUAGGUUUCCAAUUCGGUUCCAAAACUCAAAAUCGAUCCAAACCUACCCCAAAAUCAGCUAGAGCACGUAAAAAGAAGAAGAAAACUCACCAACUUUACUUGAAACAGACGGCGGAGGCGGCGGCGCAACGAUCGGAAACUUCCGGUUCGAACCAGUCGAUACCGUCGACGAUUCUCCGGCUUUCCGGCAAGGAAAUUGGGUGGGUCUUGAUCGGGACUUCACGACGAGUCCAACGGGACUGGUCUCGAGGGCUGAGGUGGACUGUGGCGGCGGCGGCACGGUGGUUUCCGUUCGGCUUGCACAGUGACGGGGAGAGGAAAUCGACGCAGAGGGAGGAGACGCGGGAGAGAGAGAGAGAGAAAGUGAGGGGUAAAUGUGAAAAAUCUGAUUUUACCCCAAACUUACUUCGAAAUAAUUACGGUUCUGCCACCGAACUUAUUUUGAUCGCCAAAACUUCGUUACAACUCCGAUUCAAGCCUACCGCCUGUCUACGGUUUCGUCUCAGUACCACCUACGCAACCAAACCACUCGUGGUCCCGAAAUCCUUCUGGAUAAGAAAAUGA